This is a messenger RNA of Diachasma alloeum, 3060 nucleotides long. It is a transcript of the gene ss, whose product is annotated as aryl hydrocarbon receptor protein 1. NCBI's taxonomy places the organism in Eukaryota, Metazoa, Arthropoda, Insecta, Hymenoptera, Braconidae. Gene Ontology annotation, molecular function: protein dimerization activity; transcription cis-regulatory region binding; nuclear receptor activity. The record is from RefSeq and is a predicted model, not a curated record. The coding region runs from base 1 to 2640 and encodes 879 amino acids. Gene Ontology annotation, cellular component: nucleus; aryl hydrocarbon receptor complex. Gene Ontology annotation, biological process: regulation of transcription by RNA polymerase II. The transcript has 9 exons.
AUGACACCAACGUCAGCUACUGGACCAACAGCAACAACGGGCCCCAAUAAUCCCGUUGCCAUGAGCCAACUUGGUACUGUGUAUGCGACUAAACGGAGACGGAGAAACGGGAAGAGCUUGAAACCACCGCAGAAAGACGGCGUGACCAAGUCAAAUCCAAGCAAACGACACAGAGAGAGGCUCAAUGCUGAAUUGGAUACGUUAGCGUCGCUCCUUCCAUUUGAGCAAAACAUUCUCAGUAAAUUGGAUCGGCUAAGCAUACUCAGGCUCAGUGUCAGUUAUCUCCGCACCAAGAGUUACUUCCAAGUUGUAAUGCACAAAGAUAAAGAGGAAAAUUCUCACCGAGACACUCACUACCGUGCGCGGGAAAUGGCGGCGCUAGCAGCCUACGAUCAUCACCACCUCGACGGAGAGAUGUUCCUCCAAGCAUUGAACGGAUUCCUGUUGAUACUGACUUGCGACGGGGAAGUAUUUUUUGCCACGCACAGCAUAGAGAGUUAUCUAGGAUUUCAUCAGUCCGAUAUUGUUCAUCAAAGUGUCUACGAACUGGUCCACAGUGAGGACCGCGAAGAGCUCCAGCGUCAACUGAUGUGGAAUUCUUUUUUACCAGUUGAAAAUGCAAAUUUGCCCCUUCACGAUGCCCUCUCCCUCCAACACUGUCACCUACUGGAGCGAAGUUUCACCGUUCGCUUCAGGUGUCUGCUGGACAACACUUCAGGAUUUUUGAGAUUAGACAUUCGGGGGCGAGUCAAGGUGCUUCAUGGUCAGAAUAGAAAAACGGAGGAGCCACCGCUGGCUUUGUUCGCCCUGUGCACACCAUUUGGUCCGCCCUCGUUGUUGGAAGUGCCGCAGAAGGAGGUCAUGUUCAAGAGCAAACAUAAUUUGAAUCUGGCAUUUGUGUCGAUGGACCAGAGGGGGAAGAUGCUGCUGGGGUAUACGGACGCAGAGUUAGCUAAUAUGAGUGGAUAUAACCUGGUGCAUUACGACGAUAUGGCGUACGUGGCUAGUGCACAUCAAGAACUUCUUAAAACUGGUGCCUCAGGGAUGAUUGCGUAUAGGUAUCAAAUGAAGGACGGUGGAUGGCAAUGGCUGCAAACGAGUUCGAGGCUUGUGUACAAGAACUCUAAACCGGACUUUGUCAUAAGCACACAUCGACCUCUCAUGGAAGAAGAAGGUCGCGAUCUCCUCGGGAAGCGUACGAUGGACUUCAAGGUAUCGUACCUGGACGCAGGCCUAACGAACAGCUACUUUUCCGACUCGGAGAGCCUCACGGGUCCCUCCAUGGCGUCGACCCUGCCAGCCCAGCCGACCCCCCAACGCGUGAACCGUCGCUACAAGACCCAACUCCGGGACUUCCUCUCCACCUGCCGGAGUAAAAGAACAAAGCUCUCGAACCAGUCGCCAGUCUCGCCGCCAGCGACGCCGACGGUGGCGUCGGUGGACUACCUAGCAGCUGACACGAGUACCGCAGCAGCAGUGGCGGCAGCCUACAGCAACCUAAAUACAAUGUACCCAACCCCUUACGCGCCAGCAGCGGUGGCAACGACAGAUCCAUCCCUGACUACGUACAUAGGUCACACGGGUAACUACCACCAGACCCUCUAUCCCCCCGCAGCCCUGGACAACCGCUACCUCACAGCGACUGAGAAUCUCUUCCAGUAUCGCCCCUUAGGCUCGUACUAUCCGGAAUACCACACGCCAACGGCCUACAACGGGUUCAUAGAUGUCUCCUUGCCGACCUACGAUACCCACCAGCUGACCAAAACCGAGGACAGGCUCUACUGUCAACAAUUAGAAUCCCCCAAGUACAGUUACGUCGACACGAGACAUCCGAACAGCGUUGGGGGCUCCCCCUACGCUGCCAGUCCUGUGACGACAGCUGCUAUCCACCCAAAUACCGACAUCAACGUCAGAACUGGGAGCAGACACUCGCUAGAGGGCGCCUCCUCGAGUAAUUCAGCAGGAAGUUCACCGGUCACUGCAGCCAACGGCGUCAGGACCCCCAAAAUGGAGGAUGUCAAGCCGGAGGUCUACGGCAGUGAGGCCCCCAGACAGACUGUCCUCAUGUGGGGACCUCCACCGUCCAGAUCUCCACCCAGAAACAAUGGAACCUACAGCCCGCCAACUCCACAUUCCACACACUCCUCGCACUCCAAUAAUGCGAAUUCAAAUGUUGAUCCGCUCAAGAGUCUGGCCGAGAUGAACACCAUCAAUGGCGACUGCAAGUGGAAACAGCCCUCACCCAACAGCCAGACUGGACCCAUCAGUCCCAGGGGGAAGUCACAACAGCAUCAGCAGUACUCCGUCACUGCUGUGCAUUAUGGGAGUGGGGGGUACGGACAUCAUCAGGGACAUCAGCACGAGACGGGCUCCGAGGUAUGGCAAGGAGUACAACACCAUCACUACCAGUACUAUCCUUACCACCACCCCGCACCAAGGCACACGCCCCACACAUCACCAUCGCCGGUGGUAACGGGGACAGGCACAUCCAUGUCCACGGUGCAGGAAACCAACAGCACCAACAGCGUCUUGUAUCAUCCGUCACAUCACGCAACCUCCUCGGCUGCCACAAUGGUACCAGCUGCCUCGCAGAUACCAAACCGGACGCCGGGAGUCCUCUGUUGUCCAUCUCUGAGGUGACCAAUACUCUGCUCAACCAGUAGCAAUAAUGUGACAGCGCAUCAGUCCAAUGAUGAUCAAUGUUACCAUGUUCGAUGAUUUAUUAUGUUUGUAUCAUAUUGGUAAUGUGAGAUUUAUUUCUUCUGUCGAUUUUUGUUCUCUCCCAUUUUGUUUGUUACGUUUUUGGAGAAUUGAAAAUUACAUAUCAAAUGAGCGCAAAUGUCACGGAUUGUCAGGAAAUGGGUUGUGAAAAAUUUUGAGUAGAAUAUUUCAUGUCGGUGUAUUUGAUUGAAGAAAUAUUUAUCAUUGAGAUGAAUUUUUUGGAAAUUGUUCUGAAUCCAAAGGAGACAGCGACAUUUCUGUUGAGACAUUUUUUAUAGGGUUGAAUGAAAAUUUUGUCGUCUCGUUUGGAUCUCAAAUGUUCUCGCAGAAACUGAUUUU